This is a messenger RNA of Mytilus californianus (California mussel), 1118 nucleotides long. RefSeq lists its product as uncharacterized. Lineage: Eukaryota; Metazoa; Mollusca; Bivalvia; Mytilida; Mytilidae. The transcript is spliced from 8 exons. The record is from RefSeq and is a predicted model, not a curated record. The coding region runs from base 43 to 825 and encodes 260 amino acids.
AACCGUUGAAUUUACUGAUUUCAUUUUAUACAACCACUGGCAAUGUUCUUGGAAACGCGUAUUCUGUUUCUAGGGGUAUUUCAAGCGAUCAACGUGUAUUUUCGGGUGACAGGCAGACACAUUGGAAAUGAACAUGUUACUCAGACUCAAGGACACGUUGAAUCGAAUUUUACAGAGUAUAGCAUAGAUUGUAUGGAAACCGAGUUUACGAGACACAAUGCUGAAAGUUUGCCGGACGAAUGGGAUGUACCAAGUAAUAAAAUAGAAAUCAGAAACCGUUUUGUAACCUGGUCAUACCCAAUUCAAGAUAAAAGCAAUUUAACAGGUUUCAAGGUAUGGUUUACUGACUGGGAAACUGAAAGUUGCAAACUUUUAUUGUUGAAUAAUACUCCUCAUAACUUAAUGAAUUUAAAAACGCACUUGCCAGAUAGAUUCAAGAGUACGCCUGCACUGUCAGUAUUUGUCUAUCCACUUGUAGAAAUAGGCUCAAUAAAACACGUGCAGUGGAAAGGUCUUUCGUUUUUAAAUGUAUCUGGGAACAGCAUUAAAGUUGUUUUUGAUCUACAGCAUAUAAGGUCCAUGGACUUCAGUCUGUACAGGAAGAAUGGAAAGCUUGUCUAUUUAAAACGUCUUUACGGAUCAAUGGUUGAGGUGAAGCAUCUUUCAAAAGGAGUCUAUUUCUUUCAGCUGGAUGGUAUAGAAAGUAAUAUGUCUUCAGACCACUGCCCUUGUUAUGUUGAAACUUUGGGCAAGAAAAAGUGUCUAACAUGUGAAAGAAAAAAAAGUUUAGAGUUUCAUGUCCCAGGCGAGCAGUCGAGUAUUUAGAUAGAGUGGUUGAUGUUGUACAGUGUAUUUGUAUUUUUAAUUAGUGGUUUUGCUUGAAUAAAAUGUGUUUUGUGUGCAAUUGUAUUAUUUUUCUUUUUUAUUUUCUAGUUAAUUUUACUUCAAUAAAUAUUUUCUAAACUAUAUUAUUCACAGAAUAUAUAUAAAUUUAAUUUUAGAAAUUUAAAAAAGAGCACGAAACGCUGUACUCAUCAACAAGCGAUCUUUCUCAUGUCAAGAGUACACAAUAAAAUCUAUCAUAGCUUGAAUCUUGCUUUUAAAUUAGUGGUUUUGCU